Molecule: messenger RNA, 1345 nt
Organism: Colletotrichum navitas
Lineage: Eukaryota; Fungi; Ascomycota; Sordariomycetes; Glomerellales; Glomerellaceae
Exons: 2
Coding region: 328-891 (187 amino acids)
Cellular component (GO): mitochondrion
Source: RefSeq, a predicted model, not a curated record
GGAUAAAUCAGAUAACCCCGGUGAUGCAUCCGUUCGGUGGGGCGUUAUUGUCUAAUCCACAAUAUGCACGACACCAAGCGGCCACCUCGCUUGUCGAAUAAGAUGGCCCGGCCCACUCUUCGUAAGGAUCCGAAAAUUUUAGUGGCGGGAACUUCCUUUCCCCCCAAGAGGAGCUCCUGUCCCGUCCCGCCACAGCUCCGCUUUACCUCUUCCCAGCACGCGAACUUCAGCUGCCCGAGGGACCGCGACUCCAUCGACUCUUGUCUUGAUCAAUUGACCGGCCUGUCCCUGCCGCUCUAACCUGUGCAAUCUAGGGGACAAGAUUCGAUGCUUGCCCAACACUCUCCAACAGCCAUGGCUUCCAGCAACGAGUCCUCCGACUCUCGGUCGGCGAGGUCACCACUUCAGCCAACAUCCUCCCUUUUCCAGGCCAGAGCGACGAAACAACUAGGCCUCUUCUUCGCCGGCGCCGGCUUCUUCCUCUUCUCAGCCAUGGUCACGCGACGUGCCGUGGUACGCAAACAGCUCGCUGCCUUUCCCAAAUUCUAUCAGCCCAGCCAUUACGCGGCAGGCAAGCAAGGGAACCCUGAGGGAGGCAUGAUUGCAUUUGAGGCUUUGAAUCUGGCCACACUCAACGUCGUCAGUUUUGCCAUGAUGAUGACAGGAGGCGCCUCUUGGGCACUCGAUGUUUCCUCGGUUGACGACCUGAGGGAAAUGGCCCGAAGAAGCCUUCGCGGAGCAGCUGCUCAGACGGACGAGGCUGCUGAGCGAGAAUUCGAAGAAUGGGCUGCCAAAAUUCUGACAAAGUUCGGCAAGAUGCCCGAUGACGGCGCGGUAGCGAACAAGGACAAAAGUGAGGCCGACUCCAAGACAGGCAAGGAGGGACGGUGAGGUAGCAAUAGCCAGCUGGACCAACAUCCCUUCUUUUUCCUUGUCGCGAUUAUAGACGAUCUCUGGGCAGCCCUCAAUACGGAUGCUGCCACAUCGUGUGCGAUGCGAUAAUAUGUACACAAUUCUAUAAGGCACAGACCGCUUUUGACACACCUCUCACUAUGAAUCGACUCAACAAAGAGGAUGAGCAGGCGCGGAUUUCGUCACCCCUCCCUUGCCGGCCCAGCAAGAUUAUUGGCCAUCAUGAGGGAGCGAGACCGGAGUGUCCAGUAUGGAAAUGAUGAAGCCACAAGAUGGCUAUGCCAGCAUCGGUUUCAGCCCAGGACGGCGACGUGAUCAUCUACGCCAGUCUUCCCGUCCUGCUACGGAAAAGCAUUGGAGUUCUGCAUCGCGACAGUCCUAGCGCCAUACGCCGAUCUGCUACCGGUAAGCCAGCCGCGCGCAUCCCCGAUAA